CAGAAAAUGGCUGAUAAGUGUCACAUGUGUCUGCUGGGACGGAUCAUUCUCUGUGCACUUCUCACAGGUAUGAGUGGAGCAGACGUGACUCAAGUGUUCUUCAGUUCUGGUGAAGAUGUCCGUCUGUCCUGUAAUAAUGCUCUUUCUGGCUGCACAUCAACUGUAUGGAACUAUAACAGACCGUCAGAGACAGGGUCAGCGGCAGAGAAGUCAAAUCAAUCAGCGGCAGUUGAACUGAUUGCUUUAGGAAUAAAGAAGACUGACACAGAGAGACACGAGAGACUGAGUCUGGGCUCUGACUGCUCUCUGAACAUCAAGAAAGUCACAAAAGAAGAUCGUGGAGAAUACACCUGCAGACAAUUUGUGAAUGGACAACAACAUGGAGCUGAUGCACGUGUUUAUCUGCAUGUUCUUCAUGUGUCUUCAUCAUCCUCACAGUCUGAGAUCAGAUCAGGCCGCUCUCUGACUGUCUUCUGUCAGUUAUAUUAUUAUUAUUAUGAUCGAGUCUCUUGUGAUGAUUUAGUCCGUUCUGAGGGUCUUGAUCUGAUCUGGGUGAAUCAGGCUGGUGUGAAUCUGCAGACAGACUCCAGAUUUCAGAUCUCAUUCUCCUCAGAACAGUGUAACAUCUCUCUGACUACAACACUCCUGAAUGAAGAUCACAACAGAGAGUGGAGAUGUCAGCUUAAACACAGAGAUCAACUGAAGACCUCAGCCACAUAUACUGUCAAGUAUCCAACUCCAAGCGAAACAAAUCCACCGUCUCCAGUCACCAGCUCUAAAUCAGCUUCAGCUCCUACACAAGCAGCUUCAGCUGAUUCAACACUGAUUCCAGUCAGCAGCUCAAACUCUGAGAAGAAAGCAAGUCAAACUACAGCAGCUUCUACAGAACAAGAGAACCAGACUCCUCAAACCCCCGAGACAACAGCUACACAGAGAGUAAUCGUGAUUGUUGCUGCUUCUGCGUUAGCUGUUCUGGUUACUGCUGUUAUUCUUUGGGUGGUUCGCAAAAAAAGAGCUGAUAACAGAAAAGGGACUAAUGACUCUGUGGAGCAGAAAGAUGAUGCGACUUACACUGAGAUUGACACAAACUGGAAAAUCGAAGCCAAAAAUAACAAGGAGCAGAAAGAUGAUGUGACUUAUACUGAGAUUGGCACAAACCAUAAAAGCAGAGCUAAAAAUAACAAGGUUCAUGAUGAUGAUGAAGUGAUUUAUUCUUUUAUCACACAAGCAACAGUUGGACCUCAGGAUGACUUCAGUUAACAUGCAUUUGUGAACAAGAACCAUCAGAAACCUCCUCCAGAGACCUCCUAUUAUCAGUCACAGAGAAAUAUAAACCUUUAAUUAUUGACUUUCAUUCAUUCCCAUUGUAAAUCACAUUUCUCACAUUUUAACAAACAGUUUUUUAUCUUUAAGCAACAAACAAUAAAGAAGGA
This is a messenger RNA of Carassius auratus (goldfish), 1433 nucleotides long. RefSeq lists its product as uncharacterized. The transcript has 11 exons. Lineage: Eukaryota; Metazoa; Chordata; Actinopteri; Cypriniformes; Cyprinidae. Gene Ontology annotation, molecular function: protein tyrosine kinase binding; MHC class II protein binding. The record is from RefSeq and is a predicted model, not a curated record. The coding region runs from base 7 to 1260 and encodes 417 amino acids. Gene Ontology annotation, biological process: positive regulation of ERK1 and ERK2 cascade; interleukin-15-mediated signaling pathway; T cell activation. Gene Ontology annotation, cellular component: membrane raft; external side of plasma membrane.